UCACUUCGUAACAGACUACUUUACACGGACGCCUCGUAAGCUGAACGCGUUCCGGUCCUUCGCCAGCGUGGAGCUGUUCCACUUCAGUGUUCCUGAAGACACUGUGGUGGCUGUAUGGAACCUCAUCACCUUCAAGGAACAGGGAGGAACCUUCGGUGACAGCUGUCCCGACCGCAACGUCACAGUGUACUUCAGAGCAGGAGCCCCUCCCGUCAUCAACCCCCUCCACACGCGAUUCCCACAGGAUACCAUCGUCCCAGGGUCCUUUGCAGUCACUCUCACAUGGACUCUACCAAACCGCACCACAGGGGUGUUCAAUGUGACCUCACCCCUCCCCGGGGACUGGUUCCUGGCUGCACACCUGCCCAAGGAUGAGGGAAAGAUCUCUGUCAAGGGUCUGUAUGAGGAGUGUCAGUAUCUCUUCCAGCCCCAGCUCAUCGUUCAGAGGCUGAUAGGGAUCUCUGUUCUCUAUCCUGGUUACUUCAUAGAACAGAUGGUUCCUGCCCACAACAGAUCUGUGCUCUACAAAGUGUUCAUCCCCAGUUACGUGUCCAGUGUAAAAGUCCAACUGGCUAACUGCAGCACACACCCCAGAGACCAACCAUCCAGGGGACAGACGCGAGACAGAGACAGUACUGGAGACAGCUGUUCUGUUGUCUUAAAGAUCCGAGCCAGGGCUCCUCCAGUCCACAACUCAUCAGCUCUGGACUGCAGGGAGUGGUCACCGUGUGAGCUUGACACACCCCUUCCUGCCUGGGAACACUGGUACUAUAUCCUGGUGGAGCGUUACCUAAGCAACCAGGACGUAUACUUCCGCAUCGGUGUGCAGGUCACAGAUUGCUCCAAAUCCAGCGCCUCUAAGGGUUCCCCCUCCAGCUCCUCUUCUGGCCCCAGCUCUAAUCUCAACCUGCCGCAGUCCUUUGGCAGUGCUAUGGGCUUCUCUCUCUCUGAGACGCUCCCCUCCACCCCUGCCGGCCUCCCGGGCCUCCCCAGCCACGCCCAGAACUCCUCCUCUUUGGACCCCGCUGGAUCCCUUCUCUCCCCACAGGACAGUAUAACCCAUAUGGCUCCCAGCUCCGACCCCCACAGGUGCUGGCCCAUCCGGCCCACCCUGAGGAAUGAGCUGGACACCUUCUCCGUCCACUUCUACAUCUUCUUUGGUCCGAACAUCUCUGUUCCUCCGGACAGGGCUGCUGUGUUCUCCAUUAACCUCAUGCCUGUCCUGGACAGUGGAGGAGUCCUGAAUAUGGAACUCAAACUCAACUUGUCUUCGUUGAGAGGAGAGAACAUCACGGUGUUUGGCUGUCUGAACCACGGCAUGCCCCUGUCCCUGAAAGACAACUCCUCUGUCAAAUGUGAAUCAGAUUCCGUAUCAGGCUUCCUGUUGUCAGUAAACUCCAGCUCCAACAUCACUAAACUGAGGAUCCCCUACCCCCAGACUGGCACCUGGUACCUCAGCCUGAGAUCCCUCUGUGCCACCGAACAUGGGUUUGAGCCAUGUUCCAACAUGACAGCGGAGGUGUACCUGCGCUCCUACCUGACCCCCUGCAUCAAUGACUGUGGGACCUACGGACAGUGCAAACUGCUACGCACUAACAACUAUCUGUACGCUGCAUGCGAGUGCAAAGCAGGCUGGGACGGCUGGGGCUGUACAGACCCCUCGGAGGCGUAUUCCUAUAGUUUCCAGCUCCUGUCCACCUUGCUGCUCUGUCUCAGUAACCUGAUGUUCGUUCCUCCUGUGGUGAUCGCUGUCCGUGGCCACUACCUUCUGGAGGCCUCUGUAUACAUCUUCACCAUGUUCUUUUCUACUUUCUACCAUGCGUGUGACCAGCCUGGUAUCGUGGUGUUUUGUAUCAUGGAAUACGAUGUUCUCCAGUUCUGUGACUUUCUGGGUUCCCUCAUGUCUGUCUGGGUCACCGUCAUCUCUAUGGCCCGGCUCAAGUCUAUCAUUAAACAGGUGCUGUAUUUACUCGGGGCCAUGACUCUCUCCAUGGCUCUCCAGUUGGACCGUCACGGCCUGUGGAACCUCCUGGGACCGUCCCUCUUCGCCCUGGGCAUCAUGGCUGUAGCCUGGACGGUGCGUACAGUGCGACGGCGGCGAUGUUACCCUCCGACCUGGAAGCGCUGGGCGUUCUUUCUGUUCCCGGGGACGAUGAUAGCGGUUUCAGCCGUGGCGCUCUAUGCGUUCGUGGAGACAGAGGACAACUACUUCUACAUACACUCUAUCUGGCACAUGCUGAUCGCCGGCAGCGUGGGCUUCCUGCUCCCUCCCCGCGCCAAGCCCCGCACCAAGCUCACACCUCUGAAACGUCGGAGGGGGUGUGGCUACCAGCUGUGCGUCAACGAGCACGAGGAGAUGGGAUUGGUGGACCCGGUCCCUGCCAUAGUUGCUAUCAAUAGUAUUAGUAUCAGCUGAUACCUGAGAUCACUAACUCUGACUGACUGUACCAGCUGAAGAGUGGUUCUAGCACCUACUGACUGACAGUACCAGCUAGACACGGGAUCUAGCACCUAUUGACUGACUGUACCAGCUGAGGAAAGGAUCUAGCACCUACUGACUGACUGUACCAGAUGGACACGGGAUCUAGCACCUAUUGACUGACUUUACCAGCUGGACACGGGAUCUAGCACCUACGGACUGACUGUACCAGCAGGACACGGGAUAUAACAUCUACUGACUGACUGACUGUACCGGCUGGAAGUAGGAUAUAGCACCUACUGACUGACUGACUGUACCAGCUGGAUGUGGGAUCUAGCACCUACUGACUGACUGACUGUACCAGCAGGACAUGGGAUAUAACAUCUACUGACUGACUGACUGUACCGGCUGGAAGUAGGAUAUAGCACCUACUGACUGACUGACUGUACCAGCUGGAUGUGGGAUCUAGCACCUACUGACUGACUGACUGUACCAGCUGGAUGUGGGAUCUAGCACCUACUGACUGACUUACUGUACCAGCUGGACAUUGGAUCUAGCACCUACUGACUGACUGUACUAGCUGGACAUGGGAUAUAACAUCUACUGACUGACUGACUGACUGUACCAGCUGGAUGUGGGAUAUAACACCUACUAACUGACUGUACCAGCUGGACAUGGGAUAUAGCACCUACUGACUGACUGACUGUACCAGCUGGAGGCGGGAUCUAGCAGCUACUGACUGACUGUACCAGCUGGACUUGGGAUAUAACACCUACUGACUGACUCUUCCAACUGAGGAUGGGAUCUAUCACGUACUGACUGAGUGUACCAGCCGAGGAUGGGAUCUAGCCCUAACUCUGACUGACUGUACCAGCUGAGGACAGGGUCUAGCACGUACUGACUGACUGUGCCAGCUGAUUAUAUCAAUGACUGACUGUACCAGGUGAUUAACUCACUGACUGACUGUACUAGCUGAUUAACUCACUGACUGACUGUACCAGCUGAUUAAAUCACUUACUGACUGUACCAGCUGAUUAAAUCACUUACUGACUGUACCAGCUGAUUACAUAACUGACCGACUCUACCAGCUGGCACAGCGGUGGGAUCUAACACCUACUAACUGUCUCACUGACGGACUUUCUGACCGACUGUCUGACUGAUUAGCUGGCUGACUGGCUAGGCUGACUGGCUAGGCUGACUGGCUGGCUGACUGGCUGACUGACUGGCUGGCUGACUUCCUGACUGAUUGGCUGGCUGGCUGACUGACUGACUGGCUGGCUGACUGACUGGCUGGCUGACUGGCUGGCUGACUGAUUGGCUGGCUGGCUGGCUGACUGGCUGGCUGACUGUCCUUCCAUUGCCUUCUCUCCCCGGGGAUUCAGACGGGAAAACAAAGCCAGAGAACUUGAACCAACUGUAAUGUAACUAGUUAAAGCAGGCGACACACUUGAGUCUGUCUGUCUGUCUGUCUGUCUGUCUGUCUGUUAAAGUCAUGAUUAUUCAAUACCACCAUAAUUAUAUUAUUCUAUUGAUAUUGUUGGGGUUGUGAACGUACAGUACAGUAAGAGACUAUUGUUUGUGGAUACUGUACUUUUUAAAGACGAAGCUGAGAACACUGCUGCUACCUGACGGUGACUGUAACAUUAGGUCUGUACGGUGCCCAUAUUAGGACAGCGUCAGCAGGCGUUAUUAGGUCCUGGUCAGACUGAGGAUGUCCUAAUACAGACACCAUAGGUGUGUUAUUUAAUGAUGGUCUGCAUUCCAAAUGGCACCUUGUUCCCUUUGUAGCAGUACUAUUGUUGACCAGGGCCUACGGCGUUGACCAGGGCCUACGGCGUUGACCAGGGCCUACGGCGUUGACCAGGGCCUACGGCGUUGACCAGGGCCUACGGCGUUGACCAGGGCCUACGGCGUUGACCAGGGCCUACGGCGUUGACCAGGGCCUACGGCGUUGACCAGGGCCUACGGCGUUGACCAGGGCCUACGGUGUUGACCAGGGCCUACGGUGUUGACCAUGUCCUAUGGCUGCUGGUGUUGACCAGGUCCUACGGCUGCUGGUGUUGACCAGGUACUACGGCUGCUGGUGUUGACCAGGUCCUACGGCUGCUGGUGUUGACCAGGUCCUACGGCUGCUGGUCAACAUAGUGUACUCUAUGGGGAACAGGAGGCAUUUGGAACACAGCCCCUAUUGAAGACCUUUCUAGCUAUGUUGAUUCGUUCUGUUGUUUGUGCACGGAAAUGGAAUUAAAUACAACAAGGGCACGUUUUUGUUAUUUUUCAACAUAAUCUAUUUUGCACUGAGACACAAAAAUGUGAUAAUACUGUACAUUUUGUUUUUAGAUGCGUGUAUAAAGCCUUACCAGUGCCACAUAGUUCAAAUGUAUACAAUAUUGUUGUACUGUGGAAUGUUAAUAGUCUUUUGGAUUGCAAUGUAUCGCCUUUACACACAGUCUGCUGGUUGUCAACACUACAGGCCAUAAAGGAGGGGCAUCUGCUUGCCAUAGAUCUGUGGUAAGGCCAUAGAGGGAAGCUGAAUGCCAUAGAUCUGUGGUAAGGCCAUAGAGGGAAGCUGCCUGCCAUAGAUCUGUAGUAAGGCCAUAGAGGGAAGCUGCAUGCCAUAGAUCUGUAGUAAGGCCAUAGAGGGAAGCUGACUGCCAUAGAUCUGUAGUAAGGCCAUAGAGGGAAGCUGACUGCCAUAGAUCUGUGGUAAGGCCAUAGAGGGAAGCUGCCUGCCAUAGAUCUGUAGUAAGGCCAUAGAGGGAAGCUGACUGCCAUAGAUCUGUAGUAAGGCCAUAGAGGGAAGCUGCCUGCCAUAGAUCUGUAGUAAGGCCAUAGAGGGAAGCUGCCUGCCAUAGAUCUGUAGUAAGGCCAUAGAGCUAUAAGCCACAUACAGAGAACAGACAGUACAGGCCAUAAUAUACAGAAGAGCAAUUGAAUGUUUGUAGCUACGUGAAUGCCGUAGAGCUGUAGUAAGGCCAUAUAAAGGGGCAGGUGAUUGUACAUGUAGCUACAGUAUGGCCAUGAAUGUUGCUACAGUUAGAGUUUAGGCCAUAGAGUUACAGUAAUGCUAGAUGUGUUAUAUUCAUUACAGCUACAGCAGAGAGACAAGUUUGACCAUACUUACAGAGAGAGGCAGCUGUAUGCUACAGAAGGCCAACAGGUUUAUACCAGAGAUAGAGUAUUGACCAUAGUUACAGAGAGAGGCAGCUGUAUGCUACAGAAGGCCAACAGGUUUAUACCAGAGAUAGAGUAGUGACCAUACUUACAGAGAGAGGCAGCUGGAUGCUACAGAAGGCCAACAGGUUUAUACCAGAGAUAGAGUAUUGACCAUAGUUACAGAGAGAGGCAGCUGGAUGCUACAGAAGGCCAACAGGUUUAUACCAGAGACAUCACAAUAAGACCUCAAACCUCCUGUUAUUACAGUCAGGACCUGUUCCUCACCGGAACAGAGAAUUCACUCUAAAUAAAUGUUUCUUUUUUCUGUACUCAA
Messenger RNA from Oncorhynchus mykiss (rainbow trout), 5909 nucleotides. RefSeq names its product transmembrane protein 8B (gene tmem8b). The record is from RefSeq and is a predicted model, not a curated record. Gene Ontology annotation, cellular component: membrane. Lineage: Eukaryota; Metazoa; Chordata; Actinopteri; Salmoniformes; Salmonidae.